Molecule: messenger RNA, 6643 nt
Organism: Lymnaea stagnalis (great pond snail)
Lineage: Eukaryota; Metazoa; Mollusca; Gastropoda; Lymnaeidae
Source: the annotation of a GenBank genome assembly
GAAGUGCAAGCAAACCAAAUAGUGUUUAUUUUACUGUCACAGUCAAAUGAGUUUCAUGCAAGGCAAGCGGAGGACUUUGAGAAACAUGUCACUGAUCAGGUUUCCCACUUAAGUGAGGUAGUGCAUACAAAAGUGUUACAGUGUCACUCAUCAACCUUGUCAUUUGUUCACUCUUUCUGACAUGCCCUCCUAAAUCAAUCAAAGAUACACAUUUUAGCUUCAUUCAGAUAUGUUUACUUAAGAGAUAAAUUUUGAGUGGUGUUGGAUACAGUAUUGUUUUUUUGCAUAUCUUUGUUUGAUUUCCGAUGGAUUAGUUAUUGUAAAUAAAAUUUACUGAACUAUUUCCCUCCUAGAUCCAGCGGCCUCAGCUCUUCUUUACCCACAGGCAUUUUGUUGAUGUCCGAGGUAGCUGGACGAUAUUUCCCUUAAUUGAACAGUGAGUUACGGCCUUUGAUUGAACAUUUAGUUGAAAUUCCAUUUGCUAGCUUUUGAAUUUAAAAAAAUAAAUAUUUUUAAUAAAAAUCUAAUUGAGCUUGUUGUACAUUUUUAAAAAUACAAAAUCAGAUUUCAUUUGAUCUUGUCAUUGUUUCAGUUUAAUAGAUUUAUUGAAAAAGAAGGAUUUUUCAUGGGUUUUCAUAUGUGAAGAGGAUACCAGAGUGAAUGUGCAAGGACUUGUCACACUUCUAAAAUCAUACAAUGCUUCUCAAGUAAGGAAGUUUUUAAUAUUUUGUACUAAUUUAAUAAAGUCUGCUAUCACUGUAAUGAUAGUAGUGUGUGCAGAAAAAAUAGUGGAGCCGAAAAUAAAUAAAAAAAAAAAAAGAAAAAAAAAAAAAUAUCCUUUGAAAUUGAAAAUAUUAAUAAAAUAAAAAAUAAAAUCAUACAAUGCUUCUCAAGUAAGGAAGUUUUUAAUAUUUUGUACUAAUUUAAUAAAGUCUGCUAUCACUGUAAUGAUAGUAGUGUGUGCAAAAAAAAUAGUGGAGCCGAAAAAAAAUAAAAAAAAAAAAAGAAAAAAAAAAGAAUAUCCUUUGAAAUUGGAAAUAUUAUUGAAAUAUAAAAUUAUUCGAUGUUUUACUGAACUGAUUGGCUAAAAUAAUGUUUAAGCUGUUUUAACAUUAAUGCAGUCUAGUAAUUAAUUUAUGACUUGUUAUAUCAGAUACAUGCCUUGGAGGUAUAGGCUAUAUUUAUUGUUACAUCUGAUAAAUGCAUUGGAGGUAUAGGUUAUAUUUAGUGUAAUAUUUGAUACUUGCAUUUAAGGUAUAGGCUAUAUUUAUUGUAAUAUCUGAUACAUGCCUUAAAGGUAUAGGAUAUGCUUAUUGUAAAAUCUGAUUCAUGCAUUGGAGGUAUUGGUUAUAUUUAUUUUAAUAACUUGUACAUGCCUUGGAGGUAUUGGUUAUAUUUAAUACAUAAUGGCAAUAAUAAAUUUAAAAGGAAAUAGAAUUAACAUGGAAAACAUUAAGAUAAUGAAAUGUAAAGGAUGAACUGAAUGUCUUAUACUUGAAUGAACACAUGGAACAUAAUGUUAUUGAGUCCAACAUUCAGGGCAAUUACUUAACAAUCUUGUUCUGUUGGCUUAGCACUAUUUCCUGGGGAGAGAACUCCGUGACAAGCAAACAACCAUCAUUCACCAUUUUGCUUUUGCUGAUGAUCCAUCUCAGUUCACGUAUCCUGACUUCCGAGCUGGCCUUGUGUUGAGCAUCACAUUAAUUAAACAGUGAGUGCACAUGUCAAAUUAUUAAAGACUCACACACAGUUCAAAGCUGUUGGUAUAGAACAUCUAGGGGGCGAUGUCAUCACCUAUCUUACCAUUUUUAGCAAAACUUGUGCUGGGAUUAACCAUUCAUUGAUACUGAGUGAGAUAGGCUUGACGUCAAUUGAAAUAAGGUUAUCGGUACAUAUAUUAUAUUUUAUUUUCUGAUAUGAUUAAACAAAAUUGAGAAAGAUUUAAACAAAUUUUACUUAUUAUAAAAUAUAUUUUUAGUUAAUUAAAAUUUUUAAUUAUUAUAAAUUAUUUUUUAGCUAUACAUUUUUUAUUUAUUAUACAAUUUUUUAAUUUAUGAUUUAUUAAAACAAAUUUUAUUUGUUAUAAAAUAUACUUUACUUAUAAAUUUUAUUUAUUAUAACAAAUUUUUUAGUUAUAACAAUUUUUAUUCAUUAUCAAAUAUUUUUUAAUGAUAUCUAAUUUUAUUCAUUAUAAAACCUUAAUUAGUUCUAACAAAUUUUAUUUAUUACAUAACAUUUUUUAGCUAUAACAAAUUUUAUCUAUACAAAUUUUUAUUUAUUACAAAACAAUUUUAGUUAUAACACAUUUUAUUUAUUUUCCAAAAUAUUUUUUUAAUUAUAACUAAUUUUAUUCAAUAUAAAAUAUUUUUUGUCUCCCAGCUUGCAUAAAAGACUUCAAAGUGGAAGCUUGAAAUUAGAUUUUUCCAUUGAUCCCAAACACGAGUUUGCACUGUUUGUUUGGGAGCAAGGCCUCGGGACGUCAUUGCUUCACGUUGAGCAGUUCUGCUCGGCUGAUGACAGUUUGAGACCACAGUGCAUCACACGGCAACCCCAAAAGUUCCCUGAAUGUGGGGAACCUGUAAGGAAACAAGACUUGUUUGUAGCUGUGAAGACCUGUAAACAGUAUCAUGAGACCAGAGGUAGACAAGUGGUGUCAAGCCAAUAGGAUGGUCUCUACUAUGUUAUAAUUAUUUAAUACUAUCCAUAUCUUCUUAACUUAUCAUUUUCCACCAAUGAUAAAAAUUUGUUUACUGAAUUCAAAAAUUUAUAAAUAAAAAAAUAAUUACAUUUGUUAAAAUUAGGAUAUGAUUAAGAAAUUGAACUAUGCAUUCUCAUCAAGAGUUAUUAAUUCUAAGCUAUUUUAUCUAACACAGUGUUCUAGAAAGUGUUCAUUCUAAUUAAAACUUUGAAGUUAUUAUCAAGAAAACGUAAAGCAUCAACCUGAACUCAGCUUAAAUAAAAUAAAAUGUCUGUUUUUUGUUUUUUUUCCUUCCAUGUUUUAAAAAAAUAAAUAUUUUUAGAUAAAGAGCUCUAAGGGAAAGUUAGGUUAAGUUCAAGAGACCUCCAUCGGCAGUAGCCCUAUGAGAAUGGAGCAUGAAGAGAACUGUAACUUGUGAUUCUAUCUGUUCCAGUGCCAGUGGUGAAAGCAACGUGGGGGAAAGAAACAGACCUUAUUGAGUACUUCAGUGAAGUGAGUGAUGUCAGUAUCCCAACAACUGAUCUUGGUGUGCCCAAUACAGACAGAGGUACAUUGGAUUUUAUAUAUAUAUAUUUAUAUAUAUAUAUAGAUAUAUAGUUGUUUUUUGUUACUUCUGUAGACAGGUACACAUUGACAUUGUUGAUUUUAUUAUCUCAAAUGUAGAUUAUUUAUUCUGGUCAGUGACCCUGCGAUCAAUUCAUGAAAAAAAGUAAUUUCCCUUUGGCUUUGGAAUAAUAACCCAUUAAUGCACAGAAGAUACAUUGGGGAGUCAUUGUCUGUGCGAGUUGUAGGAAGACAAGUUCAAGGUCAUUAAAAUAAAAAGGAAGUCAUCUCACAGACCUCACAGGCUGUCCUCACUGCAUUGGUCUGAUGAAUAUCACACGGAGCGUGUCUAAUGUCUAGGAUGAUCUUUGCUUUUUUUGGAUCCAAGAAUUAUUUACUUAAGAUGACCUGUUGGUGUGAAAUUGUUACUUGCUGGUGUGAGAGUGCUUUCCCAUUCUGCUUAGCUGUCAAAAACUUUAUAACUGUUACCUUCCACAGUAUGACGAUUAUCUGCUAGACUGACUCUACCAUAUAUUAUUAUUUAAUUGAUCAUAAAAAAAUACAACAAUAAAUCCUAUCCAUCCUUUUGUUUUUAUUUUUUAAUUUAUAAAAUUAUUAAACAACCCAGUAUAAAUCCUUUAUUAAAUGUAAUAUCAUGCAAUGUGGGGGGGGGAUGCUUAAAAUUUGACAGAACAUGCAAACAAGUAAUGCACUUUAUAAGAAACCAAAAUAAGGUGUCCCCCCCCCCCCCCCCCCUUCAAGGUUUGCAACUGCACAUUUUUUCACUCCACUGAACGAUAUUAAUAUUCAAAUUACAAAGCGGCUUUUACACCACAGAUUUAUUUCACUAAAUAUUUCAGAAAGACAAAAGAAAAAAUACGCACCAAACACACUUCCGAUAUUUUAAAAAAAAUAAAAAUUUUUAUUUAGCGGAGUUAUCGGGAAUUUUAUUUCGUGAAAUCAGUGGCAUCGUAUUUCCUUCAUUUUCCCCUUGAAAAACAUAACAUACCGAUUUUUGAGGUUGGGGGUGAUACUGAAAAUUUUAUAGAAUGUGUUGUUAAGGACAACGAGUCUUAUGUGCCUAGUUUCAGCUUGAUAGGUUGAUGGGAACUGGGUCAAUUAGGCAUCUGAAGAUUCUGCCAGCCACCCACAAAAGCAAGUUAAUAUAAUUUAUUUUAAAGAAAGUGUAACCAUAUUUGUUUAGCAAUUAUUUAUAAGAACACAUUUCCAAAUACAUUUUAAACUGCUACCAUACUAGCAAGUUUAAAGGAUGAAAUGAAAUAAAUUGAACACUUUGAUGUAGAAUUUAUGGAAAUUAAUGAAGAAAGUAAUAUCUUUCAGCUGAAAAUAUAUUUAAAUGAAACACUAUAAAUAUUUUUAAAAAAAUACUUAAUAAAAAACACUAUUUUUUUCCCAAAAUGUCCUAAAAAUGAUAAAGUACAUGUUUUGUGACACAGUUGUUAUCAUGCAGAUUGUUUAGCCAUUGAUAUAUGAGUUCCCACAACUGCCUUGCAUCACUGUUGUGUUCUCACAUGGAUCGUGAUCUUGACCAGUGGAAUGAAAUUUGUGAUACAGCUGUGUGCGUGUCUCUGGGAUUUGCAAAGAACACUGAGUUAAUUGGUGCCUGAUGCUUUUUUCAUUCAUAUGACCCUGAAGUUUUUGGGGGCAGUUAUAUUAUAGUUUUUUAGUAAACUGUUGGAAACGCAUGUUAUCACGUAUAGUUUUAUUUUGUUUUAAUUUGUACGUAGUCUUGGAAGAUGUCAGUGGUGAAAUUUCUGUGGUAAAAAUUUUGUGGUCACUGUUGACAGUUAUCGGGAACGUGUAACCAUGCGUAAGGAAAUGAUGUAGUGAGACCCAAUGUCCUUAUACCUUUCCGUUCCUGAGGGUCAAUGGAUGUCACUUUUGACCUACUCAUUAUGAAGGAUUGUGUUGUCAUUUGGGGGGGGGGGGGGGAAUAAAUGUACAAAUCUCAACUGGAGAUCAGAAAGUGAUUCAAAAUUGAGCUCCAAGAUUUGACCACACACAAACAAUACAGCAACAAAUGGACAGAGCAAUGUUAGGAAAAGCGUAUAAUAAUGCUAUCUUUUCUAAAACCUAUGUUUUAUCUGUCACACUCCAGGCCAUUCUGAUAACACCAUGAUAUUUUAUCAUCUGUGACACUCCAGGCCACUUUGUUAACACCCUCAUAUUUUAUCAUCUGUCACACUCCAGGGCACUUUGGUGACACCCUGAUAUUUUAUCAUCCGUCACACUCCAUACCGCUGUGACAACUCCAUAUUUUUAUCAUCGCACUGUAGGUCACUGUGGUAAGACCAUGGCUAUCAUCCAGAGAAUCAUCGACACCCCUGCCCUGUCCAACAUUGAGUGGGUGCUCAUCGCCGACGACGACACCAUAAUAAAUCUGGACAGACUUCUGCUGCUCCUGGCCUGUUACAACCACAGACAGCCGGUGGCGCUGGGUGAGAGAUACGGCUACGCAGUGGCCAGAGGUGGAGGAUACGACUACAUCACUGGAGGAGGGGGGUAAGUUUGGAAUGUUUGAUGUCGUCUUACAGAUAGCGGAAGUAAUUUUGAAAAGCCGUGCAAGAUUCAAUGCAAGAUUCUAACCCAAAGUUUACUUCCAAAAAUUAUUGCUAAGUAGGGCUCUGCUUGCAAAAAAAAAAUAAAUAAAAAAUUUAAAGCUAAUAUUUGUGUAAAAAAAACAACAAAAAACAAAAAAAAAGACAGAGGUAAAAAAAGGAAAUUAAAAAAUUUAAUUCUAAUAGGAUUGUUCAAUUUUUAUGUUAUCAUAAUCAUUUUUCACUUCCUUAAAGUAUUUAUUUUGAUUCUGUUUUCUAAUAUGAUCCAUUGCUAGCGAUUGAUAGUGUCUGAAUAUUUUUGUUUCUUUAUUAACUCCAUCAGCUUGAUGUAAGUCUUGUGUUAUUGAAAUAUAGACUAGCGGUCCCCAAAUGGUGGUAAACAAGCCUUAAGUUUCCGGUCUGCACAACAUGAAUAUUUAUGGCAAAUAAAAAAAAUGGGAAAAUAAUAAAUAUAUUUUCCUCCAGUCCCUGGUGAAAUUUUGAGACAUGUCCACCGGUGGGAUGAACUUUUUUAAAAUUUGGGAAAUGUUGAUGUAAACAGCUGUAACUCGGUGACCCACUGUUUAUUUUGAUCCAUAAAUGUUACUCUCCAUGAUAAUUUACUUUGAGAAGUUUUGGGCAUUGAAGCAAUGAGCUGAAUAUCUUGUGCUCACACUGACGGCAUUAUUUCAGUAUGGUGUUCAGCCAACCUGCUGUCAGACUGCUGUCCAAUCGAUGCAGGUGUUACUCGGAUGACGCGCCUGAUGACAUGACCCUUGGGAUGUGCCUCAAGUCUAUUGGAGUGCCUGUCACGCACAGCCGCUUCUUUCAUCAGGUAGGGUGA